CUUGACCUUACUCGAUACUCGAACUGCGUCAUACGCUCAGGGAGCUCCGGCUGACUCUUUGCUUCCAGACAGGUUCCUAACUAGUGCCACUGCUGAGUUCUUCUCGAUUUCGGUACCUUGGAGGAUGUAAUCUUCUCAAAUCCGUCCGCACGUGGCAACCAAUCAUGGCUCCAACUGUCAUCCAAGAUGUUUGGCCCGGGAUUGCGUCGGCAAUAGACGCCAGGAAGAAUCGAACCUACAAUCAAAAUAAGACUGGCUUGGCAGGUACACCGAGAGCUAAUGCGUCCUGUUGCUUUGUCACGUUGUCACAUUCAAGGUCUCCGACUCCUACCCACUUAGUCUCGAACCAAAAGUCUAUUGCGAGCAUAGACCUUCGGCCAGGACCGACACUGACUCAGUAGCCUGCGCUGGGCACGGUGCUAAAUGAAUCUUGUAAUCAU
This is a messenger RNA of Aspergillus saccharolyticus JOP 1030-1, 440 nucleotides long. RefSeq lists its product as uncharacterized. The transcript has a single exon. The record is from RefSeq and is a predicted model, not a curated record. Bases 165 to 401 code for a protein of 78 amino acids. Lineage: Eukaryota; Fungi; Ascomycota; Eurotiomycetes; Eurotiales; Aspergillaceae.